Nerophis lumbriciformis (worm pipefish) is the source of this 924-nucleotide messenger RNA. NCBI's taxonomy places the organism in Eukaryota, Metazoa, Chordata, Actinopteri, Syngnathiformes, Syngnathidae. The record is from RefSeq and is a predicted model, not a curated record.
AUGGCUGCGGCCACUUCUGAGGGGGACUUGGAGGAGCUGGUGGACCCCGGUUUGGGCAUGGAAGAGGAGUCCGGGGGCCUCAAGAGGGGCUCGCUGAGGGGAAGCUACCACAGUGACUCCUUGCUGGCACCUGAUGGCGACUCAUUGACAGAUGGUCGCAGCUCAGCAGCCAGCAACUUGGACGUGGCCGACCGACUCACCUACCUGGAGCAAAGGAUGCAGAUGCAGGAGGAUGAAAUCCAGCUGCUUAAGAUGACCCUGGCUGACGUGCUCAAGAGGCUCAACAUCUCCGAGGAGCACCGGGCUGCCAGCGCCCCCACGUCUGGAAGGAGGACGUCAGGUACUAAAGGGAGACCCGUCUCAAUGGGCCUGCCCCCAAGAGCACCCUUGGGAACCUCGGGAGUCACCAGCUUGAGGAAGAGCUCCACGCUACCAUCUGGAGCAACCUGCAGGAACUACAGCCCGACACCCCCUCGCUGUGGUGUCAGGAGUCCAGCAGGCAGCGUGAAGGACAGUCCAUGUAAAACCCCCAAAACGCGUCCGUCCUCAUCCGCAUCAUCCUGCACCAGCACACAAGAAGGCACCAGAUCCAAGGAGGUUCCAGUGAGUUUAGGCAUGAGGAGAGUUACACACAGCAAAGUGACUAUGCAGAUCUAUCUGAGCCCCCUCAUAAGAAAGACUGGGUCUUCUGAGAUGAAUGCAACAUCUACCCCCACGGUACCUGUGGGAGGCAGUGGACCGUCGGGAACCCAGCAGGCAAGAGGCACACCCAAUUUAGAUGCGAGGAGGAAAGACCCAUCCUACAUGUUGAACCUCCAGAAGACCACCACCGACGUCGCAAGUCAGAAGAACCCACAGCAGGAUGCUAACAGCUCCAAAAACCCCCAAAAGUCCCCGAGUCAGUACUUUCAGAUUUGUUACUGA